UUACAAAUGAGAGUCAAUAAGAGCACGGUGAAUAACUUCUUGCUACUGGGAUUCUCUAAUCUGCCAGGUCUGGAGGGCUUGUUCUUCUAUGUUUUCCUAAGCAUCUAUGUGUUGAUCCUGAUUGGGAACAUCCUCAUAAUUACUGUCACACUGGCUGACCAGGCACUCCAGAAUCCCAUGUAUUUCUUCCUCAGAAACUUGUCUUGUCUGGAGGUCUGCUGCACCUCAAUCAUUAUUCCCAAAAUGCUGGAAAACCUCCUGUCAGAUGAUAAAACCAUUUCAUUUGUUGGUUGUGCCUUUCAAAUGAGUGGAUUCCUCAUCACAGGAGCAGCAGAGUGCUUUCUCUUGGCCGCCAUGGCAUACGACCGCUAUGUUGCCAUUUGCCGACCCCUGCAUUACACACUCAUUAUGAGUAGUAAAAUGUGCUUUGGGCUGGUUGUCGCUUCUUGGCUAGCUGGAAUUCCAGUGCAACUUGCCCAGACUCUCCAAGUGUUCACCUCUUAUUUCUGUAAUUCCAGUGAAAUUAAUCACUUUUUCUGCGACUUCCCUGCUGUGGUCAAACUCGUCUGUGGGGAUACAUCUAUAAAUGAGCAGAUAGCUCUGGUGGAAGUAGCUUUAUUGGGAAUAAUACCUUUUGCUUUGAUAUUCAUGUCAUACAUGUGCAUUGCCUCCACCAUUCUGAAGAUGCAAUCUGUAGAGGGGAGAAAAAAGACCUUCUCAACAUGCUCCUCACAUCUCAUGGUGGUGAUGUUGUUCUAUGGCUCUGGAAUAACUGUGUAUUUGAAACCCAAGUCAAACCAUUUUCAUGAUACAGACAAGCUCCUAUCUCUCUUGUACACUGUCCUGCCACCUUUGUUAAAUCCUCUUAUUUACAGUUUGAGGAACAAAGAAGUCAGAGCUGCUCUCAGGGGUGUAUUAUUUUCUAGCCAUUUCUCACAUGUAUGA
Messenger RNA from Rhineura floridana, 945 nucleotides. Its product is annotated as olfactory receptor 10A7-like. Bases 7 to 945 code for a protein of 312 amino acids. The record is from RefSeq and is a predicted model, not a curated record. Lineage: Eukaryota; Metazoa; Chordata; Lepidosauria; Squamata; Rhineuridae. Gene Ontology annotation, molecular function: olfactory receptor activity; G protein-coupled receptor activity. Gene Ontology annotation, cellular component: membrane. Gene Ontology annotation, biological process: G protein-coupled receptor signaling pathway. The transcript has a single exon.